Molecule: messenger RNA, 1170 nt
Organism: Talpa occidentalis (Iberian mole)
Lineage: Eukaryota; Metazoa; Chordata; Mammalia; Eulipotyphla; Talpidae
Gene: ISL2
Product: ISL LIM homeobox 2
Exons: 7
Coding region: 35-1117 (360 amino acids)
Biological process (GO): neuron fate specification; positive regulation of transcription by RNA polymerase II; axonogenesis
Cellular component (GO): nucleus
Molecular function (GO): DNA-binding transcription factor activity, RNA polymerase II-specific; cis-regulatory region sequence-specific DNA binding
Source: RefSeq, a predicted model, not a curated record
UCGGCCGCACGCCGCGCGCGCAGCUGCCCUCUGCAUGGUGGACAUCAUCCUUCGCCAUCCUCUGCGGGGUGCCAUGGGGGACCCCGCCAAGAAGAAGCCGGGGACCGCCACGUGCGUGGGCUGCGGGAGCCAGAUCCACGACCAGUUCAUCCUGCGGGUGUCCCCCGACCUGGAGUGGCACGCCGCCUGCCUCAAGUGCGCCGAGUGCAGCCAGUACCUGGACGAGACGUGCACGUGCUUCGUGAGAGACGGGAAGACCUACUGCAAGCGGGACUACGUCAGGCUGUUUGGCAUCAAGUGCGCCAAGUGCCAGGUGGGCUUCAGCAGCAGCGACCUGGUGAUGCGCGCGCGGGACAGCGUGUACCACAUCGAGUGCUUCCGCUGCUCCGUGUGCAGCCGCCAGCUGCUGCCGGGCGACGAGUUCUCGCUGCGGGAGCACGAGCUGCUCUGCCGCGCCGACCACGGCCUUCUGCUGGAGCGCGCCGCGGCCGGCAGCCCGCGUAGCCCCGGCCCCCUGCCCGGCGCCCGCGGCCUGCAUCUGCCAGCGGACCCGGGGUCGGGCCGGCAGCCCGCGCUGCGCCCGCACGCGCACAAGCACACGGAGAAGACGACCCGCGUGCGCACGGUGCUCAACGAGAAGCAGCUGCACACGCUGCGGACGUGCUACGCGGCCAACCCGCGGCCCGACGCGCUCAUGAAGGAGCAGCUGGUGGAGAUGACCGGCCUGAGCCCGCGGGUCAUCCGCGUCUGGUUCCAGAACAAGCGCUGCAAGGACAAGAAGAAGUCGCUCCUCAUGAAGCAGCUGCAGCAGCAGCAGCACAGCGACCGGACGAGCCUGCAGGGACUGACCGGGACGCCCCUGGUGGCGGGCAGCCCCAUCCGCCACGAGAGCGCCGUGCAGGGCAGCGCGGUGGAGGUGCAGACCUACCAGCCGCCGUGGAAGGCGCUCAGCGAGUUCGCGCUCCAGAGCGACCUGGACCAGCCCGCCUUCCAGCAGCUGGUCUCCUUCUCGGAGUCCGGCUCCCUCGGCAACUCGUCGGGCAGCGACGUGACCUCCCUGUCCUCUCAGCUCCCGGACACGCCCAACAGCAUGGUGCCGAGCCCCGUGGAGACGUGAGGGGCCCCUCCGGCCCGCGGACCUCGCAUGCCCCCUGCAUGAGACGCACCCAC